Molecule: messenger RNA, 786 nt
Organism: Punctularia strigosozonata HHB-11173 SS5
Lineage: Eukaryota; Fungi; Basidiomycota; Agaricomycetes; Corticiales; Punctulariaceae
Exons: 2
Source: RefSeq, a predicted model, not a curated record
AUGGAUUUAACUCGCCACGACGUAGCCGAAUCGCAAUCCGAACCAGAUGGCUGGUCAGCUUGUUGCAAGGCAAUGAAGGCGUACGACGAAGAUAUGAUUGCUCGGUGGAAGGACGAAAUAGACACUUUGCUCGUUUUCGCUGGUCUUCUUUCCGGAGUCCUCACCGCAUUUCUGAUUGAGUCAUACAAACUACUGUCCGUCGACUUCGCCCAGUUAUCGACAGAGUUGUUGAUCCAUAUCCUGGCAAAAUUGGACCAGUCUGCUGUCAACGUCACGACGGAACCAAUGCUGGCCAACUUCGCCGCGUAUACUCCGAGUACAUCAUCCGUCCGUGUCAACAUAUUGUGGUUCUCUGGACUGGUGUUCACUCUGCUUGCAUCGCUCUUAGCUAUCGCCGUCAAGCAGUGGCUGAGGGAAUACCUUGUAUGGGUCUCGUUGCCACCGUCACGGGAUACUGUGCGCCUCCGUCAAUUUUGCUUCGAUGGUUUAGGUAAUUGGCACAUGGAGGAUAUCGUCGCGCUUCUCCCGGUGUUGCUGCAAAUCUCCGUCAUACUGUUUCUAUGCGGUAUGGUCGAUCUUCUGUGGACACUGCAUCGUGUCGUGGCAGGAGUUAUUACCGCCUUCGUUGGUUCAUUCCUUUUUGUGGCACUUACUAGUGCCAUCCUCCCCAUGGUUGUGGCUGGGUGCCCAUACAAGUCCCCUUUGGCUUGGAUCUUGCUCAAGACGAAGUUGGCUGUGCUCUGGCCCCUGGUCAGGCUACUUAGGAUGGGGUCGUAUGUCCUGGAG